This is a messenger RNA of Phyllotreta striolata, 1005 nucleotides long. NCBI's taxonomy places the organism in Eukaryota, Metazoa, Arthropoda, Insecta, Coleoptera, Chrysomelidae. The record is from the annotation of a GenBank genome assembly.
AUGUCAGUGUUAAACGAAGAAUCGAGGAAGAGUGGUGAUUCGACAGCGAUGCCUAAUAUUAAAGUGUUCAGCGGUACCAGUCAUCAUGACCUCACCCAAAGAAUUGUCGAUUUUUUGGGAAUCGAAUUAGGUAGAGUAGAAACGAAGAAGUUCAGCAACUUGGAAACAUGCGUCGAGAUAAACGAAUCGGUUCGAGGCGAAGACGUCUACAUAGUGCAAUCCGGCUGCGGCAACGUCAACGACAACCUCAUGGAGCUGCUCAUCAUGAUCCACGCCUGCAAGAUAGCAUCGGCCAGUAGAGUCACGGCGGUGAUACCAUGCUUUCCCUACUCCAGACAGGACAAGAAAGACAAGAGCAGAGCGCCCAUUUCGGCCAAACUCAUCGCCAACAUGAUCACCGUCGCGGGAGCCGAUCAAAUCAUCACCAUGGACCUGCACGCGUCCCAGAUACAGGGAUUCUUCGACAUACCCGUCGAUAAUUUGUACGCCGAACCGGCCGUUUUGGAUUGGAUCAAGCAGAACAUACCGGAUUGGAAAAACUCGAUCAUCGUAUCGCCGGACGCGGGAGGCGUGAAAAGAGUCACAUCCAUCGCCGACAAGCUCAACGCAGAAUUCGCUCUGAUCCACAAGGAGAGGAAGCGAGCCAACGAGGUUUCCUCGAUGGUGCUGGUAGGAGACGUUAAAGACCGAGUCGCUAUUCUUAUCGACGAUAUGGCUGAUACUUGCGGGACGAUUUGCCACGCGGCCGAUAAGCUGGUGAUAGCCGGUGCCUGCAAGGUUUACGCGAUUUUGACGCACGGAAUCCUCUCCGGUCCGGCGCUGUCUAGGAUAGAGGAAGCUCCUUUCGAGGCAGUAGUGGUGACAAACACCACGCCCCAGGAGGGAAACAUGACCAAAUGUUCGAAACUGAAGUGCAUCGACGUGUCGAGGAUAUUUGGAGAGGCGGUGAGACGCACCCAUAACGGGGAAUCCGUGUCCUACUUGUUUUGCAACGUCCCUUAUUGA